This is a messenger RNA of Marasmius oreades (fairy-ring Marasmius), 696 nucleotides long. RefSeq lists its product as uncharacterized. The coding region runs from base 1 to 696 and encodes 231 amino acids. The transcript has 8 exons. Gene Ontology annotation, molecular function: lysozyme activity. The record is from RefSeq and is a predicted model, not a curated record. Lineage: Eukaryota; Fungi; Basidiomycota; Agaricomycetes; Agaricales; Marasmiaceae. Gene Ontology annotation, biological process: peptidoglycan catabolic process; cell wall macromolecule catabolic process; carbohydrate catabolic process.
AUGAGACUUGCUUUCCUGGUGUUCUUCCUUCCCGUUGCCCUUAGCUCUCCCAUCGAGAAACGUGCUAACCCGCAGGGUAUCGACGUUUCUAGUUACCAACCCAACGUGAACUGGGCCCAGGUCAAAGCGAACGGCGUCUCAUUCGCGUUCAUUAAAGCAACUGAAGGAACUUCAUAUCAGAAUCCGGACUUCUCGUCUCAAUAUACCGGUGCCACGAAUGUCGGGUUAAUCCGAGGGGCAUAUCACUUUGCCCAGCCCGCCUCGAGCUCCGGGGCUACGCAAGCCAACUAUUUCGUGGCUCAUGGUGGUGGUUGGUCCGCAGACGGUAUCACUUUGCCUGGAGUAUUGGACAUUGAGUACAAUCCUAGUGGAGCCACUUGUUAUGGCCUUAGUGCUUCCGCUAUGGUAAGCUGGAUAAAGGACUUCUCCAACACUUAUCAUACAAAGACCGGACGAUACCCAAUCAUUUACACCACAACCGACUGGUGGAAGACAUGUACUGGAAACAGCAAUGCAUUUGGUAGCGAUAACCCAUUGUGGAUCGCACGGUAUGCAUCAAGCAUCGGGGAGGUUCCUGCGGGAUGGAGUUAUGCAACCUUCUGGCAAUAUGCUGAUUCGGGCAGCAAUGGACCGGGGGAUCAGGAUUUAUUCAAUGGUGACGCAGCUGGCUUAGGGCGGAUGGCAAAGGGCUCCUAA